This is a messenger RNA of Striga asiatica, 1050 nucleotides long. The record is from the annotation of a GenBank genome assembly. Lineage: Eukaryota; Viridiplantae; Streptophyta; Magnoliopsida; Lamiales; Orobanchaceae.
AUGUCAGUCCUACUCAUCAACUCCACCUGUGUCGCCACUCAAGACAAAACUGAACGUGAGGUUGUGCGGGUAGGACACCGUAAGGCGGCACCCACUCACCUUUCGGCAUUCCCUCUCGAAUAUCCGGACCACCGCGGAUGGGUUCCUGAACGAGCGUGCCCCGUCCCUCAUCAGCAUCGUCAUCCCGAUCUGCAGUCCUUUAUCCUCCUUCUCAUCAAGCCCCAAACCGCAAUACAUCCUCGACUUGCACCUCAUGAGAUCGUACGCCUCCAUCCUUCUCUCCCUCGACAUCCCCCCCUCGUUGUGCCUCAUCACCACCGCCCCCUUGAAGCAGCUCGUGGGCCCACUUCCCUCGAACGUCUCGAUGUCGAGCGGCCUUCCGAACACGGCCUCCAGCAUGGUCCUCACCCAGGGGGCCAUGCUCGUCCGCAGCUCGCCCCAGUGGAACAGUAUCCACCGCUCGGGGGCCCUGCACUGGUUCCUGGCGUGCCAUGCCACGAAAGGCGUCAUGGCCGACAGACCGUGCCAGAUGUUGUGGUAGUCGUAGUGGUUGUUGGAGAUAAACGUGAGGCCCCGAGACAGGGUCGCGUUCUCCGGCAGUGCGUCUGGCCAGGCGAGCGCGUACGAGUUCCACGACCCGUCGUGGGAGUCCCGGCCUCGGAGGCAGAGGAUUCUGCCUCCGGAGGGCUCGGAUGGGAAUUCUUGGUAUUGAACCUCGCCGUGCUCGAGCUCAUGAACCAUGUGUGCCCUUGCAUGGGGACGUCUGAGAAGCGGAGGUCCUUGAGGGGGAGGAAGGUGACGGACUGGCGGAGUCUGGAGGUCGUGGAUUUCGAGUCUUCUGCCUUACUGUUGAGAGUCGGGAGGCACGAGUGGAUUUUAUCCCAUUUAUGUGUGAGAGGCGCCCAUUGGGAGGUUUGGAGGGAGUGGAUUUGGAAGAGAAUGAAGAGGAUGACGAAGAUGGAGGUAGAUCGGGAGUUUGGGGGAGGAGAGAGAGAUGUUCUGGUUAGAUUUUCGAGGGUAGGCUCGGGUGGGGUUAGAGGCCUGGUCUAG